This is a messenger RNA of Periconia digitata, 1545 nucleotides long. The record is from the annotation of a GenBank genome assembly. NCBI's taxonomy places the organism in Eukaryota, Fungi, Ascomycota, Dothideomycetes, Pleosporales, Periconiaceae.
CCAUCCCUGUCGCGGUCCGUGCGCAUCCACCGGAACUUUUUGAUUUUUUUUUUCGGUCUCCAUUGGCCUGUCUCUUCUCAGAAGCCUCUCCAGGCAACAGACAAAUCGUGCCCUCACCAGCACUCCUCUCCCACCCCAUCUCGACCGACAGCUGUCCCUGCACGCUUCUCUCCCGCUGCAAUGCCUGCCGUCGUAGCCUCGCGCCCCCGCGACUCCGCAAAAGCCGCGAAACCCGCCCGCGAUGCCGUGCCUCCUGCCAAAAAAGCAAAGCUCUCCCAGUCCACUUCCUCUCCCCGCCAAAAUGGUCUAAAGUCCUUGAUCGCUGGCCAAAAACCUUCUGUUUCCGCCAAAACAAAUGGCUCGAAGCUCGCCCGCAAAGACAAGGUCCAGGACGCGACCGCUACCGUCACCGGGGGUCAUGCAGGUCAUGGUGACGUCGACAUGGCAGACGUGGGGGACCAGAUCAUCGAAAUAAGUAGUGCCGAAGAAGAGAGCGAGUAUUCGAGCUUGGACGAGCAAGAUGAGGAAGCUGGAGCACAAGACGAUACCGAAUCAGCUGCCGCAGACGGUCCGGUGCGCGACAAUGAAGCCAGCCCCGAGCCCGAAGACAUGUCGUUUGGGGACCGUCUUCGUGCGCAAGCUCCUGACGGCAUCGAUCGCGCACCGCAAAUUGUUGAUGUUGAGUCCACCUUUGCCGGGCCCAAUGCCGAUUCCAGGGCGCUGGAGACAGCAACCAUCAGUCAGCCACUCGCUGCACCAUCCGCUACCUCGUUGGGCACUGUUCUCACCCAGGCGCUACGGACCAACGACCAAGAAUUGCUCGACUCAUGUUUGCGGGUAAACGACGUUGAAACUGUGUACGCUACCGUCGACCGUCUCCCAUCCCCGCUGGUGGUAAUCCUUCUACAAAAACUCGCUGAAAAGCUUCACAAACGACCUGGCCGUCCAGGCAUGCUCAUGGUCUGGGUGCAGUGGUCGCUCUCUGGCCACGGAAGCUAUCUUGCGACUCAGCCGCAGCUCGUCAGGCAACUUGCAACCUUGAACAAAGUACUCAGGGAGCGAGCGAGUGGUUUGCAACCUUUGCUUGCCCUCAAAGGACGAUUAGACAUGCUGCACACACAGUUGGAUAUGAGGCGGAGAAACCAAAAGCGCGCCGCCAACGAUGAUAUGGACGAAGCAGUCAUAUAUGUGGAGGGCGAGGAGGACUCAUCUUCUGCCGAGGACGACUCAGAGGAUGAGGAUGCCGACGACACUGCCACUGGAGGCAGAAAAAGAUUGAGGCGAGGAUCUUUGGGGGACGAUGAUAGCUCCGCCGACGAUAUGCCGACCACAAUGGAAGUGCAUGUCGAUUCAGAGGGUAGCGAAGACUCCGAAGACAUGAUCGAUGACGAAGCUGAGGAGACGGACGACGAUACUGGCGAUGAAGUCUCGGAAGAGAUGGACGAUGGUGACGAAGACGACGAAGACAUCUCUGAAAGCGAGGACGAUUCAAGACCGGCUAGGCGAUCGACCGCAGGCCGUGCUGGUCUUUCCCGGCGGUCGUAA